This is a messenger RNA of Melanotaenia boesemani (Boeseman's rainbowfish), 3813 nucleotides long. RefSeq names its product somatostatin-like receptor F_48D10.1 (gene sstr5). The coding region runs from base 869 to 2278 and encodes 469 amino acids. Gene Ontology annotation, biological process: cellular response to glucocorticoid stimulus; neuropeptide signaling pathway; regulation of insulin secretion. Lineage: Eukaryota; Metazoa; Chordata; Actinopteri; Atheriniformes; Melanotaeniidae. The record is from RefSeq and is a predicted model, not a curated record. Gene Ontology annotation, cellular component: neuron projection; membrane. Gene Ontology annotation, molecular function: somatostatin receptor activity; neuropeptide binding. The transcript is spliced from 5 exons.
GCAGCUGCUGACGCGUGCCGCUGCUCAGCACCACGCAUGGCAAACGAUCUCCUACACCAUUUUCCAUCGGUACUGGACUUUUAAUGUCAACCACAGACCUUUUGUGGGGGAAUAUACUUGUUUUCAUCUGAUUAUAAAGAGAUUUUGACUUUCCCUCCUCUACUCAAAGUAAGCCUUAUUUUGUCUCGAUCUCUGAAUUGUAUUUUGCACCUUACGCGCAGGUUUAACGUCGCUCUCCGGUAGUUACAGGCUAUGUCGGACAAAUGUAAGAUACCUCUAACACAGUCAUAAUAGCCUUUAUGGUUUAAUAUACAGCCCAUUUAGGUUUACAGAUAGUGAAGGCCAGCUUAUUUGACAUGCGUAAAGCGGUGGCACCAUUCCCGGCAUUACUGUGCUUGACGCACCAUUUCUGAUGUGUUUGCAGUGUCGGAGAAUAUCAUACGUUAAUAAUAAGCGCUUUUAAAAAGGCAAGGACGCCGGAGAGCUGACAAGAACAAUAUAUCACCGUCCGGUGUCAGCAUAUUGGAGGAUCUAAUUACUAAUAGGUGACCGCUCCACGCGAAACAACUUGUGCUUGAAUGUAGAAUUCAGUCUCCCUUUUGGAGCUGGCUCCUCACAUGGUGCACAUGGACGCUUUACACAAUUUCAGUGAGUUCUCCUAUGUUCCUAGCACAGAUUUAUUUUGCGCAUAGGCUAUAUAGACAGUUAAACCACAGUCAUUUUCAUUUAACCAAUUUUUUGUAUGGAUAUACUCUCUAACCUUAAAGUGUAGUGGCUUCUGAUUCUGCUUUUGUUCCAAAGUAAGCACAAGGAGGUAAGGUAUUUCUUCCAAACCAGAAGAGUCAAAUCUGCAUGUGGAUUGUACACAAUGGAGUCCCUGGACCAGAGUUGGUAUCCCUUUUCAUCAGACCUCAACUCCUCUGGAGCCCCAGCCUCGCCCUUCCUUUAUUCCUACCCACACUUCUUAAACAUCUCCUCCAACAUGUCUGCUCAGAGUGUCCCCUUUCAGGGCAGCAGCACUCUGAUGACAGCAGUCAUCUCCCUCACAGUCUUCGUGGUGGGUCUGACUGGCAACACUCUGGCCAUCUAUGUGGUGCUGCGCUAUGCCAAAAUGAAGACUGUCACCAACAUCUACAUCCUGAACCUUGCUGUGGCCGAUGAGCUCUACAUCGUCGGGCUCCCCUUCCUCACCACACAGAAUGUUCUCUCCUAUUGGCCAUUUGGUUCCUUCCUCUGUCGCGUUGUCAUGACUGCAGACUCCAUGAACCAGUUCACAUCUAUCUUCUGUCUCACCGUCAUGUCCAUGGAUCGUUACCUGGCUGUGGUGCACCCGAUUCGCAGCACCAAAUGGAGACAUCCUCGCGUGGCCAAGGUGGUGAGCGCAGCGAUGUGGGCCGUGUCCUUUGUUGUGGUACUUCCAGUGGUCAUCUUCUCUGAUGUGCAGGACACAUUUAAUUCUUGCAACAUGAUCUGGCCAGAGCCAAAGGACUUGUGGUCAACAGCCUUUAUUAUCUACACUGCCACAGUGGGCUUCUUCGGGCCGCUGCUCAUCAUUUGCCUUUGUUACCUGCUCAUUGUUGUCAAGGUGAAGUCUUCAGGAGCGAGGGUGGGCUUCACCAAACGUCGACGAUCAGAGCGCAAGGUGACACGGAUGGUGGUUGUGAUUGUGGUGGUGUUUGUGCUCUGCUGGCUACCGUUUUUCAUCAUCAACAUGGUCAACCUGGUGGUCAUCAUUCCCGAGUCGAGCACUACUGCUGGGAUCUACUUCUUUGCUGUCAUCCUAUCCUACGUCAACUCCUGUGCAAACCCUUUGCUCUACGGUUUCCUGUCAGACAACUUCAAACAGAGCUUCAGAAAGGUUGGCUGCUUUAAAGUUCCCAUGAAAUGGCCAUUUCAGUCUUCCAUUAAAAUAGAGGUGCUGUGUGUGAGGAGAAUGAGGUGCACAGCUAAUGGUGUAGAUGACGGCGACCCUAGUGCCCCUCGCACUGAGAAAACCACAGCACAGGACUGUGUCCUGCUCUCCCCUCGCAACGAGUUCUACCAUGAUCCCCAGAGCAGCCAGAUCUCUCCCCACCCGUCUGGGUCACCUACCUCUCACGCAGCAGCAGACCUGCACCCUGCCGCCCCUACAUGUCCAUUUACCUCCAACUGCCCAGGAACUACCCUCAUCAUGUUAAACUCUAUGGCAACAUCUGAAAUGACUGCACCUGAGCCUCCCACUAUCACGGCCCUGACAACUCCGUCCCUUUCUGCCUCUGUAGCUCCACAAGAACAAUAGCCAACAGAUUCUGGAUCUCAUACAACUGAAGAAACGUGUGGAUGAGCUGAGGAGGAUAAACAUGAGCAACUGUAAGAAUGAAAGAAGAAAAGUUGGAUUUUCUGAUUUAAAUGUCAAAACUAAUGUGAUAUUUCUUGGACUAUAUUUGUCAUACAGGGUCAUUUUUAAUGCAUUGAGACAUUUAUGCUCCACUUAAGUAUUUUUCUUUACAAAGGUCCAUUUUGUAUGUCCACCCCCCUGAUAUAAGUGCCUUUCAGCUUCUUGCAGCAAUCAUUGUAACUGCUCAGAAAACAUACAUUUAUUCUCCCUUCAUUGUUUAGCUUUGUGUCAGUGACUCUUGCGACACGUUACAGUAUCUUUAUUCAGAGCUACAAAACCCAUUUCAGAUUUAAUGAUAAUAAUAUUUACUGCAUAUACAAAACAUCUGAAUUUUAUUUGGAGAGUAAUUAGUGCUGCAAAACAAAACACAUGUCAUCUUGUUUUCUGUUUCAUUUCCUCUUAUUUCUAAUUAUGUACUUAAUAUGAGUAAAUCAUAUCAUAUAAACAUCUGUGUAUCUUUGUGGAAAGAGUGUUAUCUUGUUUGCGUGUAAUGUAGAAAGAAAGCUUGUUUGCUGUUAAUCAGUAAAUGUAACUAUUGUGUGUUAUGUGUGAUGUGUUAGUACGUUAAUUUGUGGCUGAUUUGCACUGAUUUGACAUGCAUAUUUUCUAGCUGCAAAUGGUUUGAUACUGGUAAAUCCAGAGCUCAUAGCAACAUACUGCUUCGGGUGCUCAUGUGUGCUUUGCUCAGUCCUGUUUUACCGAAGAGUAGAUAUUGUGUUUGUUCAGACUGGCAGCUCAAACCUUUUGGCUUUUUCAAUAACUGUUUUUUCAUAUAAGCUUAUAUAUAUUACAUAUUGCGUGUUGUUCUCUGGUUACUAUCAUAUUACAGUCACAAAAGUAAUUGUUUAUGAUUGGCUAGUAGCUGUGGUUUAAAUCUGUUUUCAUGUCAGUUACAUCAGUGACGCAGUUAACCAUCGCAAAAAUGCUUUGGUGAAUAUCACAUUUCAACCCAAGUGAAACACAUCGAAGUUAAAAUAGUUGUUUUGGCCAUAAAACCCAAUAUCUGGAUUAUUGCCUGUGUGUUGCUAAUGAUUUAUUGUCACAAUAUCUUGGAAAUAAACAAGCAUUUUGUGUCACAUCAGUAACCAGCUAAAUUUAUUUAAAAAAAUAGGAUUAAAUUAGUCACAGAAAUGGAGUUUAUUUAUUGAAGAAGCGCGUAAGUGUGAGUUUAUUAGAAGGGUUGUGCCUUUCAGUCACUUUUUUUGCCUGAGAAGAAAGAAUAUUCAUUGGAAAUGUCCAGAUGCUCACAGGACAAACAUAACUGAGAGGAGAAUAUAACUAAUGGGAGCAGAAUGAAAAAACAAAACAAAAAACAAAGCAAGUUGUUUAUCAUAAUGCUUUUACAUGCAAAUGUGCUGAAUAUUCUGACGUUGAUAUUUGUUAAAAUGUGUCCAUGUUUAACCUUUGUGUGGGGAUUCUUUUAAAUAAAAUGGUGU